AUGAUCCGGAAUAACCUUCUGUUCGGCAACGACACCAGCAGCUUGACAGGAUCCAUCCAGUCUAAUGGUUUUUCUGUGGAUGAGGCGUCAUCGCAGGUGUCUGGUCUGUCUACACCCAGUGCAAAGUCAAUUUACUUGCAAAGGAAGGAGUAUGCAGUAUCAGUAAACAAGAUGUUGAAAAAAUCUCAGUACAAAGUGGAGCAUUUGUUCACCUGUGAACUGGAUGGGAGGGAUCUGAGGACCCUGGCCGACUGUGUGGAGCGGCUGAAGCUGCUGGAUGGGAUGGGCAGAGUGUGGGGUCAGAACAUGAUGCUGGUGGUGAACGGCGCCAGACUGAUUCUCACAGAUGUCGAAACCAAGGAGGAGCUGGAAUCAAUGGCUCUCAGCGACAUUGUGGAGUUUCAGGCUGUGCUGAACUCUGGGGUGUUUAAUUCACUUCUCACAGUCUCGGUCCAACCUGGAAAGAAACCUCCCACCAGUGUCUUCAUGUUCCAGUGUGAAGAAGUCAGGGCAGAUCUGGUUCAAAAGGAACUCUCAAAAGCACUUUCACGUAUAAAUGAGGAUCUGAGUAACGGCAAAGCAGGAUUUUUACCUGUUCCUGUGGGAAUGAAAAACCUCCGGAACUCCAUAAACUCUGAACCUGAACAGCAAAAACCUGCAGCAAAACCAGUGCCUCUAUGGACGUCUCCUGACUCUGAAGAAGACGAACCUGAACCUGAACUGGUCAUAGAGGACGAGGAGGACUCAACACCUCGACAGCAGACGCCACAGCCCUCCGUCACUCUUCCACCAAGACGGUACACGGAGCUGGACAGGAAUGUGGACAUUUUGAAUCAUAUUCUAGCAGAUAUUGAAAUAUUUAUUGGGAAAAUAGCUGCAGUAGUGGCUAAAAAUGCAAGCAAAAAGAAGAAAAAGAAAAAAGGAAAAGUCAUGGAUGGAAUGCCCUCCAGAGAAGAAUUUGCCACGUGUUACCACAAAAUUAAAUGUGCCUUCAACCUUCUGGGAGAGCUGAACGGAAAGAUCAAUAACCCCAGUGCUCCUGACUUUGUUCACUCCUUAUUCUCAACAUUAGCAUAUUUGGUAUCUCACAGCCCUGAAGACCUCCCUCAGACCAUCGUUGCUCCGCUGCUGACCCCUGUGUGUAUUCGUCUUAUGAGUGAGGAGGCGUCUUUGGAGGAGGACCAGCUGUGGCAGUCUCUGGGAGACACCUGGAACAUCCCCAGUACCCAGUGGCCCGAGGACGAUGAGGACAUCCCUACCUACACUCUGGAGUUUUUGGAUGGCUGGCAGCCCCCUGAGGUGUCUGCAAGCCCUGAACCCAUUGAACCUGUGAUCAGACAAGAGAAGAGGGAGCAGCAGCGUCAGAAAAAUACACCCACUCCGAUCCCAGCUAAGUGGACACCCCCACAUCCACCCCAGACACCCCGCUCAAAUGAGUCAAAACCACAACAAAUGUGCGUUAAGGCAGACUUCAUCGCAAGAAACCAAAGAGAACUCACCGUCACAAAAGGAGAAGUCGUGGAGGUGCUGGAUACGUCAAAGCAGUGGUGGAGAGUGAGGAACAGCAGAGGGGAGGAGGGCUUUGUACCCAAUAAUGUCCUGGAUGAGAACGCAGAGCAACCUGACGAGCCAUCUGAAGCCAACCCUGUCCUGACAAAGAAGUCCAAACCUGCAGAGGUGAAAGCCUGGCUCGAAGAACAGGGCUUCAGUAAAAUCACUGUGCGAUGUCUGAGCGUGCUCAGUGGAUCGAUGCUGCUGGGGAUGACCAGAGAGGAACUGAAGGCCAUCUGUCCAGAGGAAGGAGGCAAAGUCUUCUACCAGUUAAAAGCCAUCAAGUCUGCUUUAGCUGUAAGUGACUGACCACUGAACAUGUGACGUAUGUUUACU
Molecule: messenger RNA, 1887 nt
Organism: Sphaeramia orbicularis (orbiculate cardinalfish)
Lineage: Eukaryota; Metazoa; Chordata; Actinopteri; Kurtiformes; Apogonidae
Gene: eps8l3a
Product: EPS8 signaling adaptor L3a
Exons: 18
Coding region: 1-1860 (619 amino acids)
Biological process (GO): Rho protein signal transduction; regulation of Rho protein signal transduction; positive regulation of ruffle assembly
Cellular component (GO): ruffle membrane; plasma membrane; vesicle
Molecular function (GO): actin binding
Source: RefSeq, a predicted model, not a curated record